Serendipita indica DSM 11827 is the source of this 2139-nucleotide messenger RNA. The record is from the annotation of a GenBank genome assembly. NCBI's taxonomy places the organism in Eukaryota, Fungi, Basidiomycota, Agaricomycetes, Sebacinales, Serendipitaceae.
AUGACUCAAGAUGCCUACAAAGCCGCGAAGGAGAGCUUCGUAUCAGACCAGGCAGGGUCCACACUGACCCACAUCAAUCUCAUCUCCCUGAUCGCAUUCUCUGCACUCAGUCUUUUCACCGCAUACCGUACACGGCUCUCCUGGCUCUUUCCGGCGAACGCGCCUGCCCUUUUCGUCGUCCAGUUUGCAUUUCUCGUACUUCCGCUCCUAGGUGCGGUGACGGUUGGGGCACAUGGUUCAGGAACCAACGCACUCAAAUGGAACACUGCCAUGAUGGCGAUAACGAUCAUGCUUUCCGCACGUUUUCCCGCUCCGCAUCAUGAACAGAAGGUCAAGCAAGUCCUUCCCGUUGCUUCGCCGCUCCCUACUCGUGGGGGUAGCUUCAGCGAGAAACACCUAGGCACACAACUUAGCAAGCGACUAUCCGAGCAUGUGCAAAAGGCAGAUACAGACGUAUUUCGCCUACCCGCGGUCUCAACGUGGCGAGCGCAUAUGAUGCUUAUGACGGCCCUUUGCAUACUCGCUGUGGACUUUCAAGUCUUUCCACGCUCACUUGUCAAAUGUGAGACCUUUGGCGUGUCCUUGAUGGACGUAGGCGUUGGGUCCUUUGUGUUUGCUCAAGGAGUCGCAUCCGCGCUUCCCCUACUCAAGACGCCCGACUACCUGACGGCCGCGCUAUGGCCAAAGGUCUACACUAGCGCGCGCAAGUCGUCUCCUCUCAUCGCGCUCGGGCUUGUUCGCCUUUUACUCGUCAAAGCUACAGACUAUCCUGGGGAGCAUAUUUCAGAGUAUGGCACCCAUUGGAACUUCUUCCUAACGCUAGCAGCGUUGCCACCUCUCCAAGCAUUACUGCACCCAGUAUUCCAGUACAUUUCGCCGAUGAUUGUUGGACUCUGCAUUGCGACGGGUUAUCAACUCUUACUCACCUUUACCCCCCUGCAAACGUGGGCGUUGUAUGCCACCCGAACCGAUGUCAUCUCGCACAACAAGGAAGGCAUCGUCUCGCUCGCUGGAUAUCUCGCCAUACACAUCCUCGGACUGAACACCGGACUAGUCAUCUUCCCACCUCGACCUGGAUUGGGUAUACAGUCUGGUCGUCGAAGCUCCAAGCCCGACCAGUCUUCGGACGAGAGCGAGCGGGAGAGCGAGGGGGAGGAAAAGGAUGCGGACGCGGCAUAUGCGAGCGAUGCGUGGAUCGACGAAAGCAAGCGCAGUUCCCCCUCAAAAGGCCACAAGGUCCGACGCGACGAUCGAAAGACUGUGACCGAGCUUGGCGGAUACGGUGUGCUCUAUGGACUCCUCUUUGGUGUGGUCAAGAUGUGCUACAUGUACGCCGAUGAGGAUGGCGUAUCCAGACGACUUGCCAAUCUACAAUACAUCCUCUGGGUGACGACGUACAAUAUCUUCUUCCUGCUGCUCUAUAUCGUGCACGAUUUAUACUUUUUCUCAUCAGGUACCGGGCGUGCAACGGACGCAGCAAAGCAAUUGGGACCAGGCGAAACGGCGUAUGCACCGCCAAACUACAACUAUAACCUCAACCCACCCACAGACAGCACAUCGUGGACUACAGCACUCGAUCAAACGGCGUAUAAAUCGACGUCGCUUGUACCCCCGCCUCUCACGCGGGCGGCUACAACCUCUCUUCUAGAAGGCACAAACACUCGAGCCCAUCUACUGUUUGGGAUUUCGACAGAGUCGUUGUCGGAUUUGGAUGACCAAAGUGAUUUGUCCGCCAAGAAGAAGGUGGAUCCGAAGAAUAAGAAGCGAAUUGCGCGCAAGAGCUGGGAGGGACCCGAGCUCGUGCUCCGAAAGGGGUUUGCAGAUGAAGACGAGGAGGAUGGAGGAGGAAGCGAAGUCAAAGGCGAGAAUGCUCGGGUGAACAAAUCGUCGAAACGUGGAGUAAAGAACAAGGAUGGAGAAGAGAGACCGGAGCCGACAUCACCAGAGUUGCUCGAGGCCGUGAAUCGGAACGGGUUGGUCAUAUUCUUAUUGGCAAACGUGUUGACGGGCUUGGUCAACCUGUCUAUGGAGACGAUUUACGCAGAAGAUUUGACUGCAUAUAUUAUUCUCGUUGGGUACAUGGGUGUACUCUGCACGUUUGCAUGGGUGUUUCGGGGACGUAGGCUAGUCCGGCUAUGA